This is a messenger RNA of Aureobasidium subglaciale EXF-2481, 1560 nucleotides long. RefSeq lists its product as uncharacterized. The record is from RefSeq and is a predicted model, not a curated record. Gene Ontology annotation, biological process: proteolysis. The transcript is spliced from 3 exons. Lineage: Eukaryota; Fungi; Ascomycota; Dothideomycetes; Dothideales; Saccotheciaceae. Gene Ontology annotation, molecular function: aminopeptidase activity; metalloexopeptidase activity. Bases 1 to 1560 code for a protein of 519 amino acids.
AUGACUAUUCUUCGGACUUGUACCGCACUUGCAUGCGUUGCUGCUGCCGCUUCGGCUAGACAACUUCCUAUUGUUGUAGACGACUAUGUUCCUGCAGUUCCAGUCAAGGCUCCGGCUUCUUACAAUGGCACCAAUGGAACUACCAUCGAUACCAAGAAGCUUCAGGCGGAUAUCGACAUCAACAAGUUGUUUGCACGCGCCGAAGAACUGGCAAAGAUUGCCGAUCUCGGCAUCCCGGAGUAUAACCACCCCACCAGAGUCAUUGGCAGUAAAGGCCACGUUGGAACCGUCGACUACAUUUACUCGGAGAUCAACAAGCUCGGCGAUUACUACAACAUCUCCAACCAGACUUUCCCGGCUGUCACAGGUAGUGUCUCUGAGUCACGCCUGGUCAUCGGUUAUGAUGUCCCUAAGUCAGCAUCACCCAUGAGUUUGACUCCUGCAACAAAGCAACACGAGCCUGUCUACGGUCAACUUCUGCUCGUUCCCAAUGGAGGAUGCUCGGCCAGCGACUUCCCCGUCAACAUGACUGGUGCUAUCGCAUUCAUCAAGCGUGGUACUUGUUCAUUCGGCGACAAGUCAGCCAAUGCUGGCAGAGCCGGUGCUGAUGCCGCCGUCAUCUUCAAUAACGUUGCUGGUGAGCUUUCUGGUACGCUCGGCACUCCUUCUCCCGACCACGUUGCCACCUUCGGAAUCUCCCUCGAGGAGGCCACACCCUACGUCGACAUGUUGCAUAACGGCACUAAGAUUGACUCGAUUGUCUACAUUGAUGCCCUCGUCGAGGAGAUCAUGACCACCAACAUCAUUGCUCAGACUACUGCCGGUGACCCAGAGAACUGCGUCAUGCUCGGCGGCCACAGCGACAGUGUUGCAGCCGGCCCUGGUAUCAAUGACGAUGGCUCUGGCACCAUCUCCCUUAUUGAAGUCGCUACUCAACUCACCAAGUACGAGGUCAACAACUGUGUUCGCUUUGCCUGGUGGGCUGGAGAAGAAGAAGGUCUUCUCGGAUCAUACUACUACUCCCAGAAUCUUUCGCCAGCCGAAAACCAGAAAAUCCGUCUCUUCAUGGACUACGACAUGAUGUCCUCUGUCAACUUUGCGUACCAGAUCUACAAUGCCACAAAUGAGGAUAACCCCCUCGGGUCUGGCGAACUUCGCAUUCUCUACGAAGACUGGUACAAGGAGCAAGGCCUCAACUACACUUACAUCGAUUUCGACGGCAGAAGUGAUUAUGCAGGUUUCCUCGACGCAGGCAUUCCCAGCGGUGGUAUUGCUACUGGUGCCGAGGGUAUCAAGACUGCAGAGGAAGCAAGAAUUUUCGGUGGUGAAGCCGGUGCUUGGUAUGAUCCUUGCUACCACCAGCUUUGUGACGAUAUCCACAAUCUCAAUGCUACUGCUUGGGAGGUCAACACUAAGCUCAUUGCUCACUCAGUCGCUACUUAUGCAAAGUCAUUUGAUGGGUUCCCCAAGCGUGUUGCUGGUGUUGAGGAGAGAGGGUUGAAGAGAAGAGAGAAGAAGACUCCCAUGUUCAAGUACAAGGGCAAUGACCUUGUUAUGUAA